Molecule: messenger RNA, 2942 nt
Organism: Melanotaenia boesemani (Boeseman's rainbowfish)
Lineage: Eukaryota; Metazoa; Chordata; Actinopteri; Atheriniformes; Melanotaeniidae
Product: neurofilament light polypeptide
Exons: 3
Coding region: 620-2929 (769 amino acids)
Biological process (GO): neurofilament bundle assembly
Cellular component (GO): postsynaptic intermediate filament cytoskeleton; cytoplasm; intermediate filament
Molecular function (GO): structural constituent of cytoskeleton
Source: RefSeq, a predicted model, not a curated record
AGCAAAAUGUCUCAGAAACUGUAUGUAACAAAUAUGUCACGUCGGGCUCUUAUGGGUUGAUUCAUAUUGGGUUAUCAGAGCAGACUUCUGGAAAAUGAGUUGAUAAAAUCAUUAGCAAAAUAUGACUACAUUAAAAUAGUUUAAAUCAGUUUCUCAGCUCAUUGACUAGCUGUUCAUAAACCAUUAUUUUUUUACAGUUCUCUUUGUUUGUUUUAAAUUUGUUUUCAUCGCAUUCAUUACCCAAUGAAAGUUGAGAACAUGUCUUGAGCCACGAGCCAACUGUUAAAUAAAGAAAUGGUGUAGUUUAUGCAUAAAACGUUUAAUUUGUAGAUGAAAAUGGAUCUGUUAUGGAAAACCUACUUGAUACACUACUAAUUUUAUACUAAUACUAUUAAAGAACUGAAGGUUUAUUUUUGGACAGACGUUUAGAGUCAGUUCACCCAGAUGAUCGCAGUCUGCGACAAACUGUGGUGUAAGCGUUCAUUAAGACAUCAGCUGAUGCUACACCUUUUCAGCACCGCGGACAGCUCCAUUCUGCAUACCAGGCAGAUGGGGGCCGGUUAUAAAAGCGCGUGUGCAGCCUUCCUGCAUCAGAUCCGCAUCGACAGCACGAGACAGCAUGGAUAGCAGGUUCGGCUUCCCGAAGACAGUCGCUCAAGACCUGUUUUCACCGCACAAACCAAAACGCUUUGGAGUAGACGGUAGCGUCGUGACUAGAAGGACGUCCGCGGACAUGAGUUCGACAAAGCCGUUAUCUGGAAAGUUUAAUGAGAAAGAACUGAUGCAUGGCUUGAACCAUCGCCUUUCCGGAUUCAUAGAGAAAGUGCACCAGCUGGAGCACCAGAACCACCUUCUGGAGAGGGAAAUAGAGGAGAUCAGAGGGAAAGCAAAACCCGCAUCUUGUUUGGAGGAGGAGUACGGGCCAGAGCUCAGGAAACUGAGACAGAUGGUUCAAGAUAUCUCUCACCAGAAGCAUCAAAUUGAAAUUGAGCAUCAAAAUUUAGAGGAAGAGCUUUCGAGCUUGAAAAGACAACAUGAGCAGGAGACGCUAACCAGAUCGGAGGCAGAGAACAAUAUCAUGGUCCUGAGGAAGGACAUCAACGAAGCGUACCAGGCUAAACUACAGCUGGACAAGAAAGCGCAGUCCCUCGUGGAUGAAAUCCACUUCCUGAGGAGCAACCAUGAGACUGAAGUCUCUGAGAUGUUUAAUCAAAUCCAGGAGGCGCAGGUGAAUAUGAAAGACUAUGAAUUUGGCCACCCUGACGUCACUGCGGCACUUCGGGACAUCAGGGCACAGCUAGAAGGUCACACCUUGUCCGACGUCCAGCAGAUAGAAGAAACUUUCCGAUCUCAGUUUGCGAGAUUAACUGAGGCGGCCGAAGCUCAGAGAGAGACCUUAAAAUCGUCCCAGCAGGAGAUCCAGGAAUACAGAAGGCGCCUGCAGGCAAAGAGCAUCGAGCUGGAAAGCUCUAAAGGCACCAGAGAAGCGCUGGAGAAGCAACUUCAUGAUGUCGAGGACCGUCACAAGGAGGAACUUAUUCACUAUCAGAAUACAAUUAAAGAACUUGAAAAUGAGCUCAUAAAUUGCAAAUUUGACAUGUCUGGUUACCUGCGGGAGUACCAAGAUCUCCUAAAUGUGAAGAUGGCUUUGGAUGUGGAGAUACUGUCCUACAGGAAACUUCUCUGUGGUGAAGAAGCUCGGCUAUCCUCAAUGUCCGACUCCCACAUCUCUUUGCCCCACAUCUACCAUCAGUCCCCUGUUUACAGCCUCCCUUGCUUCAGCAGACCAGGGGGGCCACACAGACGAGUAGAGCCCCAAUACAAGUUUGUAGAGGAGAUCAUAACAGAGACCACAAGGGAAAUUGAGAUGUCAGAAUUUGAAGAGACAGGAUCAGAGGAAACAGAAGUGGGUAAAGAUGAGCAGGAGUCCAGCAAAAGUGAGAAAGGGGGCAGCAAGGAGGAGGAUUAUCAUAAAGACAAUGGAGAGGAGGAUGGAAUCCAGAUGUCUGAUAGUCAGCAGAAUCAAAUAGAAUCAGGUGAAGAUGACUAUAGGGAUGGAGAGAGACCCGGUGUGAUGGAGGAUGGUGAAAAAAUUAAAAAAAGUGAAGAUGAGUCAGAGGAGACUGAAGUACUUCAAAAGAACAUAGAUACUGACAGAGAUAAAAAUACUCACAGCAACAUCUUACUGAGUGAGAGCCUUAAUGAGGAAGGAAAUGAGUGUCAUAAAGCAGAUGAAAAUGCAAAGGAGAAAAAAGCUGCAGUGAUUAAGUUAAAAGAUCAGUCAGAUCACGCUUCAAAACAACAUGAGUUAAAACCAGAGGUCCCAGUGGAGGGGGAAGCCCUGAAUAAGUCCGAAGAUGAAAAACAAGGAUCUUCUACGGAAGAAAAUUUCAUCACAGUUCAAGAUAGUAAGCCUGCUGAUGAAAAAAACUUGGCCCAAGUUUCAGAGGAAUCUGACAAAAGUCAAGAGAAUAGUGGUGUUCAAGGGCAGGAUAAAAUAAAGCAUUUGGCAUCUGAAUCAGUUCAGAAAAAUGCUGAUUUUUCAGCAGAAAAAAAGAGCUCCCAGGCCACAGAGACAGAAAAGGCCGGUGCAUCUAAAAUAACUAAGAAUGAGGAAAAAGAAAAAAGUCUUAAAGAGACUAAAGAAAUCAGUAAAGUUGACACCGAGAAGGGAGAAAAAUUGGCAAAACACAUUCAGGAUGUCACACGUGAGAGCAAAAAAGAACAAGACAGUGGCUCAUCUCCUCAGUCUACAGUGAUAAGUGUUCCUAAAGUAGACAGUCAGCAGUCACACAGUGGAGAUAAAACUCAAACAGUCCAAACUGCACUCCCAAGUGUGACAGUAGUAAACAAAGAGUUACAUCAGGCGGUAUCAGAGAGCAGCCCGAUUCAGACACAAAGUGGUUCAGAAGACUCAAAAAAUAAAUGAUCUUCACGGAAAA